CUCGACUCGAAGCGAUUCCCAAUUUCUAGAUGCAUUGUGGGUAAUCUUCCAAGAUGGCGGCCGCUAGGAAAGUCUCGGCAAUAAUUUUCGACUUAGAUAACACGCUAAUUGAUACAAGAAACGCUGAUUAUUUCGCUUUCAAACAGGUGAAACAUGUGUUGCGUUCCCAGUAUGCUGAAGUCGAUGCUGAUGAUGUUGUAGCGGCCUUCAAGAAAUACCUUGCCGAGGCUGAGAAGGAUCCCAAUGAAGUCAUUCCUGUGGACGAAUGGCGCACCGAGUUGUGGCAGCGAGCCCUCAACAGCCACCACCCUAAGGACGCAGCUAUGCUACUGUACCGCACUUGGAUGAGUGGUCGUCUGGACCACAUGACCUUUAGCCCUGAGGUCAAGGAGCUGCUACUACGCCUGCGUAAGACCUACAAGCUCCUGCUCAUGACCAACGGGCCCUCAGGCAUCCAGAGGCUCAAGAUGGCCCGCUGCGGCGCCGACGAUUACUUCACUGGCAUCAUCGUCAGCGGUGAGCAACCCCACCCUAAGCCCAACGUCUCCAUCUUCGAGACGGCCUUCCAGAUGCUGGGAGUGCCCGCUGAGCGCUGCAUUAUGGUCGGCGAUUGUCUGAGCACCGACAUCCAAGGCGGCCUGGAUGCGAAUUGCCUGGCAACCGUCUGGAUCGACCCCAAGCGACAGAACAAAGAGAUCUUCUUCCCGAGCCCCAACUACAGUAUUUCCUCCGUCAUGGAUAUCGACAAGGUUCUAGAUGACAUCAAUGCUUCUGCUGCUACAUCUCAGUAAAAGGUUUACUCACUAUGCAUACAGGUAAUAAGUUAAGGGCCGGGUUUGACCAGAGUGUUGCCUCUACUGUUCACAACUUAGAAAACAAAUUGCCAGUGAUUAAUUCGGUUGAUUAACACAUAAUUAAUAAAUCAAAAUGAAAGCAAUCAGUGAAAAAAUCUUAAUCUGUAAAAAUGCUCAAAAUAAUGUACUAAAAUAUCAAAGUCAACUGCUUAUGAAGCUCUAUUUUAGAUGUACAUUUGUAAAAGAUUGCCAAGAAUUCGAGGCUUUAUUCAGCAUCAAAGUGGGCAAAUUAGUUCGUCAAAAAAAUAUAGAAAUGCAAGUUAUUUAGGCUUUCAACCCACCUACAGUAUGUGUCUUAUAGAAAUGAAUUUAUUAUUUCAAUUUAGAGUGAUAGCCUACAGUCUGGCUGUUGGCUGUUUAUUUCUCAAUUUAUUCAUGUUAUUUGUUUUCCUGCUAUGAAUCAGGGGCGCACCUUUUCACCAGCUAGGCUUACUUUGAUAAACAGUUUAACAUUAACAAAGUGUGUGAGUUUGUGCAAUGUGCUCGCAGUGCAAAAAGAAACAAAAUGUGUAAAAUAAAUUGUACUGCCAGGGAGAAAUUUAAGAGGGAAAAAAAGAAGACAAGAAUAAUGACUGAAAUUCUAAGAUACUUAAUCUGAGUAACCACAAUAUUUUUGUACAGAAGAAGUCUUAUAAAAAUCUGAAGUAUUAGUGUAAUGGUACUGUUGAGUGGGCAGGGCUGUGUUGUGCAUCAUGCUGACGUCGUACUGAAAUUGAAGUUUGUUUGUUUUCUUUUGCCAACCCCAUAGCUGGGCUACAAAAUGAACGUAUUUAGUGUUCAUUGCUGUGUUUCAUAUACAAUUGAUCACCUUUUUAAAAAAAAUUGUUUUCCAGUCAGAGGUGUUUUGUGAGUUGGAAGACCAACUUGACCUUUAAUAAUUGUUGACUGCUUUGAUGACGUUUUGAACAUACUAUGCGUCCCGGGGGUGUUCAAAAUGUCGUUUCCCACAUCACAGCAGUCAACUAUCGUUUUGUUAUACCUCUGUCUUGGAUUCUUUGGAUUUUGAUGUAAAAAUCGCAAAACAAACAGCAGUGAACGCAACAAUCAUGACAAUGGAACAUCAACUCGCAUGCAUGUCGCGUGCUCAAAACAGCUGAUCGUCUGCUAGUUCACUGCUCCCACUCAUGUGUGAAAACAUGAUGAAAAUAGCGUGGGUACCAACGGUGCAAGUGUUUCACUCCGUACGUACCGUACAUACAAAGUCACAGCACAGUCCCUUUGGGAUAUCAUGUACGUGAUAUCCCACAGGGAGUGUGCCAUGACUUUUUAUAAACUUAACACAUGAUUGUUCUAGGCCAAUAAGAAUACAGUAUCCAAAACGGAAGUAUAACAAUUAUGUUUUGCACAGCACCGUCCAGAGUGUAUUUUAUGGUAAACGUAUACAAAACUACGCUAAAUGUGUAACAUGCGCAUACAUGUACCGGUAGGUUUCUCUCAUCUGCAAAAUUUGUAGGUGUAUGAUGUUUUAUGUACAAUGACGUAGUAGUUGGUCUCCACAGAGAGCAACAGUAUAGCUAUUAAGUGAAUUGUCAGUGCCAUCGUUACCAAGAAUUUUCAAUUGACGAGAAAGGUUUACUGCGAAACAACAAAAAGCAGAUACAGUUGUAUAUGUACCUGCAGCUUUUUCUGAUCCUAAUGUUUAAAGUAAUGAACCUCACAAGUCAACAGAAUAAAAUUCUAGUCAACUUUAAAAACUGCCUUAUGCAGAGUGGAGGGAGAAGAAUCUAAAAAAAAAAAAAAAA
This is a messenger RNA of Patiria miniata (bat star), 2596 nucleotides long. It is a transcript of the gene nanp, whose product is annotated as N-acylneuraminate-9-phosphatase-like. The transcript is spliced from 2 exons. Lineage: Eukaryota; Metazoa; Echinodermata; Asteroidea; Valvatida; Asterinidae. Bases 54 to 791 code for a protein of 245 amino acids. Gene Ontology annotation, molecular function: hydrolase activity. The record is from RefSeq and is a predicted model, not a curated record.